Messenger RNA from Drosophila takahashii, 370 nucleotides. RefSeq lists its product as uncharacterized. The record is from RefSeq and is a predicted model, not a curated record. NCBI's taxonomy places the organism in Eukaryota, Metazoa, Arthropoda, Insecta, Diptera, Drosophilidae.
UCUAUAUGGAAGAUGUCAUGAUGAGGAGAUUGCUGUUCGUAUCACUGAUUUCUUCAGCACUCCUUAUAAUUCGUGGUCAAGAUAACUUAUUAGAUAAUUCAAAAAAGGAAGACGAAAAUAAUUCAUCAUGUACAACUCAAGAAUGCAAGGAUAAAGAAUUCUUAGCCUUGUUUGGUCAAAUGAUAGUCUCAGAAACCGAAGCUCCACCGAAUACGUAUCCAGCAAAUCUGGUUCCACCAAUGGAGCCUCCACCGAAAAGAAAAUCAUUACUUUUUGACUUAAUUUCUUUGGCUGUAGACGCAAAAAGAGCACUGUUUGGACUUAAUAUAAAGAAAUCUUAAAGGCAAUACAAUAAAAAGACUUAAAGGUA